Messenger RNA from Aphanomyces invadans, 507 nucleotides. RefSeq names its product glycine cleavage system H protein. Gene Ontology annotation, cellular component: glycine cleavage complex; mitochondrion; cytoplasm. NCBI's taxonomy places the organism in Eukaryota, Oomycota, Saprolegniomycetes, Saprolegniales, Verrucalvaceae. The coding region runs from base 12 to 458 and encodes 148 amino acids. The transcript has a single exon. The record is from RefSeq and is a predicted model, not a curated record. Gene Ontology annotation, biological process: protein lipoylation; glycine decarboxylation via glycine cleavage system.
CCAACAUCGUCAUGUUGUCCCGUGUGAUCCGUUCUGUUGCCCGUGCCCCUGCCGCGUCCGCGCUCUCCCGCCGAUGCUUCACUACCAAGUUCUCCCCCUCGCACGAGUACCUGACCAUCGCCGGCAACCAGGCCACCAUUGGUAUCACUGACUUCGCCCAAAACGCAUUGGGCGACGUCGUGUACGUGGAAUUGCCUUCCGUUGGUGACCAAGUGACCAAGGGCGAAGUUUUCGGGUCGGUCGAAUCCGUCAAGGCUGCUAGCGAUGUGUACGCCCCUGCUUCGGGCAAGGUUGUGGAAGUCAACGAAGCUUUGGCCGAUGAACCCAGCUUGGUCAACGACGGUGCUCAAACCACUGGGUGGUUCAUCAAGAUCGAAUUGGACGAUGUCAGCGAAACGUCCAACUUGCUGCAAGAAAGUGAGUACCAGGAACUCUGCGACAAGGAGGAAAAGCAUUAAAUACCCCUUAUCCAUUGUUGUCAAGUUAUAUGUGGUUCAUCUUUGCAAA